Molecule: messenger RNA, 1575 nt
Organism: Eutrema salsugineum
Lineage: Eukaryota; Viridiplantae; Streptophyta; Magnoliopsida; Brassicales; Brassicaceae
Product: AAA-ATPase At3g28540
Exons: 2
Coding region: 16-1575 (519 amino acids)
Molecular function (GO): ATP hydrolysis activity; ATP binding
Source: RefSeq, a predicted model, not a curated record
UCGUGAAACACAAAGAUGCUUGAGACAGGAGCAUUCUGGGGAUUCACAGGCUCGACGAUGACGAGUCUUAUGUUCUUCUGGGCAAUGUACAAACAAUUUUUCCCUUACCAUCUCCGAGCCAAAAUGGAGAAAUGGGUUUGCAACUUGAUGGGAUGGGCUUCAAACUCUGUUCACAUCAAGUUCAACGAGUAUGCAGGAGAAGGUCUCAAGAGAAGCGAAGCUUACGACUCCAUACGCAACUACCUAUCCUCAAAAUCAACAGCUUGUGCAAAGAGGUUAAAGGCUAACGAAACGCAGAACAGCAAAUCGUUGGUUAUUAGCUUGGACGAUCAAGAAGUAGUUGAGGAUGUGUUUGAUGGUGUGAAGGUGAAAUGGUCUUCGAGUGUGACAAAGAGCAAAAAUAAAAAUGGUUCAUCGAACGAGAGAAGGUACCUGACUCUGAGAUUUCACAAUCGGGAUAGAGAGACGAUCACAAAGACUUAUCUUGAUCACGUUUUGAGACAAGGGAAAGAGAUUGGGCUGAAGAACAGAGAGAGGAAGCUUUACACUAACAAUAGCUCAUGUUAUGAUUGGUCUGCUUGGAGGGAAGGCAAAACAUGGUGUAAUGUUCCUUUUAACCAUCCUGCAACGUUCGAUACUUUGGCUAUGGAUCCUGAGAAGAAAGAAAAGAUCAAGAAGGAUUUGAUUAAGUUUAGCAAAGGGAAAGAUUAUUACAAGAAAGUUGGGAAGCCAUGGAAGCGAGGUUAUCUUUUGUUUGGUCCGCCUGGGACAGGGAAAUCGACCAUGAUCUCUGCAAUGGCGAAUUUCUUGGAGUACGAUGUGUACGAUCUUGAGCUAACGACUGUGACGAAUAAUUCUGACUUGAAGAGGUUGUUGUUGGACACUAAAGGGAGAUCUAUACUUGUGAUUGAAGAUAUUGAUUGCUCGCUGGGUCUUACGGGACAGAAGAGGACGAGAAAGGAGGAGGAAGAAGAAGAGGAAGACGAAGAGGAGUUGAGGAAGAGAAUGGAGAAGAAGUUACAUGAAGAAAGAUAUCAGAGCAAGGUUACUUUGUCGGGGCUAUUAAACGCCAUUGAUGGGUUAUGGUCAGCUUGUGGUGAUGAGAAGAUUAUGGUUCUUACAACGAAUUUUGUGGAUGAGCUUGAUCCGGCAUUGAUACGCAGAGGAAGAAUGGACAACCACAUUGAGAUGUCUUAUUGCAGGUUCGAAGCAUUUAAGGUUUUGGCUAAGAAUUACUUGGAGAUCAAGUCACAUGAUUUGUUUGGAGAAAUCGAGAGAUUGCUUGAAGAAACCGAUAUGUCUCCUGCUGAUGUUGCAGAGAAUUUGAUGCCGAAAUCUGAUGAAGACGAUGGAGACAUUUGCCUCGAGCGUUUGGUUAAGUCUUUGGUGGAAGAGAAGGAGAAAGCGAGGAAGUUGGCUGAGGAAGAAGAGAAGAAGAAAGCAGAUAAGGCAAACAAAAAGAAAAACAAGAAACCAAAAGAAGCAGAUAUUGAUGAAACCCUAAGCGAAGGAAACAGAGCAAACCUUGUCACUGAAAUCUUAGCGGCAAUCACAAAGAACAAGAACGGCGUUUGA